AUGCCCAAUUGUCCCAACUGCCGCACAGAACUCGAAUACCCGACGCCGUCUCCAUCAACACCUCUUGCAUCCAUACAGGUCCAAUGCUUUAUCUGUCGUGGUCUAUUUGCCGUCCAGCAACCGCCGCCACAAGCCCAGUCGCCUCCGCCGCGUAACAAGAACAGAACACGCAAGAUUGGCACUCAGGACAACCCGCUAGAGACCGGCUACUACGAUAUACUCGGUGUACCCAUCAAUGCGACCCCAGACGAUAUCAAAAAGGCUUACCGGAGACUAGCGAUCAAGCUUCAUCCAGACAAGAACCCCGGAGACCCACAAGCCGAAUCAAGGUUCAAAGAGCUCGCUAUCGCCUAUCAGACGCUGAGCGAUCCCGUCCUGAGGAAAAAGUACAACGAGUUUGGACCAAAGGAGAGUGCUCCAGAAGGCGGCUAUGUCGAUCCCGAAGAGAUAUUCGGCACAAUCUUUGGCGGCGAAAAGUUUGUCCCCAUCUUCGGUCAUAUAUCCCUGGCACGUGAUAUGAAGACGGCAUUGCAAGAAGACGACGACGACCAAGGGACGGUUGCAUCCACGAGCGCACCCGGCUCAAACGGCGCACCCGCCAAGGUUCUCUCGCCUGAAGAAAAAGCAAAGAAGCUCCAAAGAGAACAGAAGAUUCUCGCAGAGAAAGCGGCUGAACGCGAAGCGCGAGUAGCGACGCUUGUCGUCAAUCUAGAGAAUAGGCUCAGUGUGUUUGCCGAAUCAGCCACUUCGCCCCACGACGCACCCGUCGUCAAUUCUUGGCGACAGAAAUGCGCGUAUGAAGCUGAAGAGCUCCGUUCAGAGUCGUUUGGUGUCGAGCUUCUUCAUGCGAUUGGGUUUGUGUACGUGAGCAAAGCGCGACAUUUCAUCGCGAGCUCGCAGAGUAUCUGGGGUGUUGGUGGAUGGCUGCAUGGCGUGCAGAAUAAAUAUCACGUCUUUACUGAAACAGUCUCGACUGUGCGAGCUGCUCUCGAGGUCAAGCAAGUCUUCGAACAGCUUGCCGAAGCGGAAAAGGGUGGCGUUACGCCUGAGCAAAAGAGGAAGCUCGAGGAACAGGCAGCCGAAAAGGGCAUGCAAGCGUUGUUCAAGGGUGCAAAACUCGAGAUUGAAUCGGUGCUACGAGAGACGUGCGACAAAGUCCUCAGUCCAGAACCUCCUAUCCCGCAGCACAAGGCCAUCUUGCGCGCUACGGCAUUGGAGAUUCUGGGUGAAGCAUUUUUGGCUGUAAAGAAGGAUGGUCGGUCAGAUUUGCUCGAUGAAGAGUAUGUCCGGGUCGAGACGGGUCCGAGCAAGGCGCGCGAGCGCAAGGAGAGUACCGCCGGGCAAUGGGGACGACCAUGA
This is a messenger RNA of Serendipita indica DSM 11827, 1359 nucleotides long. The record is from the annotation of a GenBank genome assembly. NCBI's taxonomy places the organism in Eukaryota, Fungi, Basidiomycota, Agaricomycetes, Sebacinales, Serendipitaceae.